Messenger RNA from Coccinella septempunctata (seven-spotted ladybird), 3510 nucleotides. Its product is annotated as armadillo segment polarity protein-like. Gene Ontology annotation, biological process: positive regulation of transcription by RNA polymerase II; cell adhesion. Bases 179 to 2566 code for a protein of 795 amino acids. The transcript is spliced from 11 exons. Gene Ontology annotation, molecular function: cadherin binding; alpha-catenin binding; transcription coactivator activity. NCBI's taxonomy places the organism in Eukaryota, Metazoa, Arthropoda, Insecta, Coleoptera, Coccinellidae. Gene Ontology annotation, cellular component: adherens junction; catenin complex. The record is from RefSeq and is a predicted model, not a curated record.
GAGUAAAAUAUGGCAACAUUGUGGUAAGGUGCAAUCUAUCAAUCACUUUGUAAGCGCUUCGGGUGCGGUGUGAAGGUGUUUUGUUUGUACAUAUUGGUAAUAAUAAUUAUCAAAUAGAAAUAAAUUGUGUCCCAGAUUGGCCGAAAUUCAAUGACCAAAGGUGAAAAUCACCUUUAAGAUGUCGUACAUGAACCAGAAUAGUCGGCCAAUGCCUGGCCACUAUCAGAAUUCAGAAAUGUCUACGAAAGACCAAACCUUGAUGUGGCAACAGAAUUCCUACAUGGGUGAUUCAGGUAUUCACUCAGGGGCUGCCACCCAAGUCCCGUCCUUGACUGGCAAGGAAGAAGAUGAUAUGGAUAUUUUUGAUCUCGAUCAAGGAUAUCCACAGGGUUUCACCCAAGAACAAGUGGACGAAAUGAACAACCAAUUGAAUCAAACAAGAUCACAGAGAGUCAGGGCAGCUAUGUUCCCGGAAACACUGGAAGAAGGUAUUGAAAUUCCUUCAACACAAUUCGACACAACACACCAGACAGCCGUUCAGAGGCUUUCUGAACCAUCACAAAUGUUGAAACACGCUGUUGUGAAUUUAAUCAAUUAUCAAGAUGACGCUGAUUUGGCUACGAGGGCUAUCCCUGAAUUGAUUAAACUGUUGAAUGAUGAGGACCAGGUUGUUGUGUCUCAGGCUGCCAUGAUGGUGCAUCAGCUGUCGAAGAAAGAAGCUUCUAGGCAUGCUAUAAUGAAUAGUCCCCAGAUGGUGGCAGCAUUGAUUAGGGCAAUCUCAAAUUCCAAUGAUUUGGAAACAACCAAGGGGGCUGUGGGCACUUUGCAUAAAUUGUCACACCAUAGGCAAGGUUUACUGGCAAUUUUCAAGAGCGGUGGUAUUCCUGCUCUGGUGAAACUGCUUAGCAGCCCUGUAGAAAGUGUUCUUUUUUAUGCUAUCACCACUCUGCAUAACUUACUUCUCCAUCAGGACGGUUCCAAAAUGGCAGUAAGGUUAGCUGGCGGUCUUCAGAAGAUGGUAGUACUUCUCCAAAGGAAUAACGUCAAGUUUUUGGCCAUUGUCACUGAUUGCCUGCAAAUACUAGCCUACGGAAAUCAAGAGAGUAAACUGAUCAUUUUGGCAUCUCAAGGGCCAAUUGAAUUGGUCAGAAUCAUGAGGAGUUACGAUUAUGAGAAGUUGUUGUGGACCACGUCUAGAGUGUUGAAGGUACUCUCUGUUUGCUCUAGUAACAAACCAGCAAUUGUAGAGGCAGGCGGUAUGCAGGCAUUGGCGAUGCACUUGGGAAAUCCAAGUCAGCGUCUCGUUCAGAAUUGCCUGUGGACACUCAGGAACUUAUCUGAUGCCGCUACUAAAGUGGAUGGCUUAGAUAGCCUUUUGGGAUCCUUGGUUCAAGUACUUUCAGCGACUGACGUCAAUGUUGUAACUUGCGCUGCCGGAAUAUUGUCCAAUUUGACGUGUAACAACCAGAGGAACAAGGUGACAGUUUGUCAAGUUGGUGGUGUGGACGCUUUGGUUCGAACUAUCGUGAAUGCCGGAGAGAGGGAGGAGAUAACAGAACCUGCUGUUUGUGCGUUACGUCACUUAACAUCCAGACAUGUCGAGUCUGAGAUGGCACAGAACACUGUGAGACUCAACUACGGUAUCCAGGUGAUUGUUAAGCUGUUGAAUCCUCCAUCCCGUUGGCCCCUGGUGAAGGCCGUUAUCGGCUUAAUCAGGAAUUUGGCACUUUGUCCUGCCAACCAUGCUCCUCUAAGAGAACACGGUGCAAUUCACCAUCUUGUGCAGCUACUGAUGAGAUCGUUCCAAGACACACAAAGGUCAUUCCAGAGGACUAGCGUGUCGACUGGCGGUAGUCAGGCCCCAGGAACUUACGCUGAUGGCGUCAGGAUGGAGGAGAUAGUUGAGGGAACAGUUGGAGCUCUCCAUAUAUUGGCCAGAGAAUCGCAUAAUCGUGCUAUAAUACGUCAACAGAUGGUCAUCCCAAUAUUCGUGCAGCUUUUAUUCAACGAUAUUGAGAAUAUACAGCGUGUUGCGGCCGGUGUACUUUGCGAACUGGCUGCCGAUAAAGAGGGGGCUGAAAUGAUCGAACAAGAGGGCGCCACAGCUCCUCUGACAGAAUUGCUUCAUUCCAGGAACGAAGGAGUGGCAACAUACGCUGCGGCUGUCCUAUUCCGAAUGAGCGAAGAUAAGCCGCAGGAUUAUAAAAAGCGUUUAUCGAUGGAAUUGACGAAUUCCCUCUUCAGAGAAGAUACAGGGUGGAAUCCAGAUUUGAUGGGCGCAGAUUUACAGGACAUUUUGAGUCCUGAUCAACCAUAUGAUAACUUGUAUGGGCAAGGCCCGCCCAGUGUUCACAGCAGCCAUGGUGGACGUCCAUAUCAACAGCAAGGGUAUGACCAGAUACCCAUAGAUAUGGAGGGAUUAGAGAUAGGAUCACAUGGAGGCAAUGGGUCGACUUACAGCGCAAUGGACGUGGGACCAACUGAUCAAGAUUUAAAUUUCGAACAGUUGCCCACCCCUCCCCAGGAUAAUAACCAAGUAGCAGCAUGGUAUGAUACAGAUUUAUAAGCAAAUACUUUCAUGUUUCAUGGACCCGUCUAAAAGAGUUCUAGGGCAGGUCGUCAAAGUGAUCAAAUAAUAAUCCUUGUGAUGUAGGCAGUUUUGUUUUAUUUUAUAUUUUUUUUUGUUUUUUUUUUUAUUGAUCUGAAACUCAUCAUGAUGACUUCAAGCAGUGAAUUUUCCUGCCCGAUUGAUUCCAAAUUCCGCUUUUUUUUUAUUAUGAAGGAAUUAAAUUACAUAUUCAGUAGUUUUGUGGUUUCAAUUUUCGAAUGUCGGGAUACCACUGGAAUUUUACAUAAUCCCAUUGAUUGUCUUCAGCGAAUAUAUUUUUAAGCGUUGACAAUUGAUUUAUGAUGUGAAUUUGUUGAGUUUCAUUGUUUUGAAGGUUUGCUAGCAUUUUUUUAUAACUACUUGAAGGGUGAUAAUUGAAGAACGUUUCUUGAACCUUUUCAUGGUUAAAAAUGAUAUUUUUCUUAUGAAGUUUUUACCAUUAAAAAUUUUGGAACGUGUAAUAGUUUAGAGAAUAAUCGAUGUACAGUUGAUACUGUGACAUCAGAUUUUGCAUUGCAAGAUAUAGUGUGAAUUUAUAUUGAAAAUUUUAUAUUGGAAUUUUGGUGCCAACUAUUUUGUUGAUAAAAAUCAUUUUUAUGACAUUAUUUGUUAGUGUUUUUUAUCUUAUCUAUUGAGUGCAUUGGAUGUAUUUUCAUUUAUUUACAUAAUUUUAUUUAUAACUGAAAAAUUAUGAUAUACCAUUCUAUCGUUAAUCUUUUUGCAGUAUUCAAAAAAGAACAUGUCUGGGAAGACAUAAUAUUUUUAUAUUCUUUGUUUAUUAUUUUUCCAGACUCUUGAUUCAGAAAUGUAUAUCAAUGGGCACAAAUAUUUUGUGUUAUAGGUGUUAUUUCUGAGAACUAACAGGGUAGAAUAAUAAAGGCACUGCCUAUGUAUGCUUCGAA